AUUCAUGGGAUCGCCUCUGGCUGCAACAAAAAAGAACCGCGCGAGCAUGAUGGAUGGGGUAGAACAGGGCAUGUCUUACAUAGAUUGCCAUAAUCGAGGUGAAUGAAACCCAUGAUGAGCCGCCCGACUGGGUUGAGAACGUGUGUCCAAGACGCCCACGUUCACAGUGUAGAUUUGUCUUUCGCCUUCCAACUUUCUGUCUCUUCCUUACAUUGUCUUCCAUUGACUGCGCUUGAAGGAUGCGAUGGGCAUGGCCACAGGCAGUCGAAUAUGCUCGAGGAGUCACUUCUAGGCAUCAUCGCCUAUGGAGAGCAUUGUCUAGCUGGGUGCCUGCCUGACAGGAGUGGAAAGCUCUCUCAUCAUGUUUAUAUCCCACACAGAAUGCAUCGAGAAAUGAAAUCGACUUGGAUCAAAAUACCAAAAUUUGGGCAUUCUUGCGCACUGCCAUGUAGGAAAAACCAUGGCAAGCUCCUUUACUAUUUACCCCCCCAAAAAUCCUCUCCAUUUCAUGGAAACUUCUCUUCCUCAUCUCCACCGCCUUUCCACCCACGCCCUGCCUAACCCAGCAACCCUCCAAUGCAAAGAGAGUCAGGCCUUUUUCACGCAUAACAACCUCGGCAAGACACAUAACUGGGAAACAUGUACAUAGGUCAACAUAUACAUGAUGGUCAUGGCGUAAAUGAGACAAAGAAAAUUGUUCAUGGAAGAAAAGAAGAGCAAGAAGAAAAGAAAUAAGAAAUAAAGGACGAGAAUAAUAAAAAUAAAAAACGCCAACUGCGUGGUAUCUUCCCUUUAGGCGCAUCACAAAGCAGCCAGUAGGACAGAGUCUAGCGCAACUGCGACAGAGACCUUUCGAAAUAAAAGGCAAACGAAGAGG
This is a messenger RNA of Sodiomyces alkalinus F11, 877 nucleotides long. RefSeq lists its product as hypothetical. NCBI's taxonomy places the organism in Eukaryota, Fungi, Ascomycota, Sordariomycetes, Glomerellales, Plectosphaerellaceae. The record is from RefSeq and is a predicted model, not a curated record. The coding region runs from base 103 to 561 and encodes 152 amino acids. The transcript has a single exon.